AAGAAUAAACGCCGUGGUGACUUGCAGCUUAACAUGUUGCUCUUGGAGACACUGAGGCUCUAUGGCCCCAUAGCUUUCCUCCAGAGGAAGACUGCCUCAGACACUAUCCUAACGCACGUGAAGGUGCCGAAAGGAACGAUGAUAACAAUACCAUUAGUUUUGUUGCACCGGGACAAGGAGAUUUGGGGACCCGACGCCGACGAGUUUAAUCCGAUGAGGUUCCAGAAUGGCUUAUCGAGAGCCGCCAAGCAUUCACACGCGCUGCUGGCCUUCUCAUUCGGGCCGAGGGUUUGUGCCGGGCAAAACUUCGCCAUGGUUGAGGUGCAGAUUGUGAUAGCGACCAUCAUCAAGAGUUUCUCCUUCACCCUGUCCCCCACUUACGUGCACAAGCCCAGCAAUUUCAUCACGCUGAUGCCCAAGUACGGGCUCCCUCUCAUUGUGAGGAAUCUGCAGCUGACUGCAUGAUCUUGGGACAUAUAGGAGCUCUACGUACUAUGAUGCGUCAUGUAAUAAGCCAUAUCAUAGUAAAUAAUAUACCCGGCCAGUUUGGCAUGUACUUGCGACGUAUGGUUAUGUCACCAUUGUUGUUCCUCCCGCUACAUCUAUAAACUUGUAUGAUGUAAUAUGUAUGCAACUAGCAGUGUGAACCCGUGUGUUUGCAUGGCUGAAUUUA
This is a messenger RNA of Triticum dicoccoides, 673 nucleotides long. RefSeq names its product cytochrome P450 709B3-like. Gene Ontology annotation, molecular function: oxidoreductase activity, acting on paired donors, with incorporation or reduction of molecular oxygen; heme binding; monooxygenase activity. Lineage: Eukaryota; Viridiplantae; Streptophyta; Magnoliopsida; Poales; Poaceae. The record is from RefSeq and is a predicted model, not a curated record. The annotation marks the transcript as partial. The transcript has a single exon.